Molecule: messenger RNA, 3378 nt
Organism: Lacerta agilis (Sand lizard)
Lineage: Eukaryota; Metazoa; Chordata; Lepidosauria; Squamata; Lacertidae
Gene: ZBTB40
Product: zinc finger and BTB domain containing 40
Exons: 14
Coding region: 371-3310 (979 amino acids)
Biological process (GO): regulation of transcription by RNA polymerase II
Cellular component (GO): nucleus
Molecular function (GO): DNA-binding transcription factor activity, RNA polymerase II-specific; protein binding; RNA polymerase II cis-regulatory region sequence-specific DNA binding
Source: RefSeq, a predicted model, not a curated record
AGCGCGGUUCCAGAGCAGGCCGCGGCUGUUCACGUGACCUCGUCGCUCCCGCAGCGGCCAAUCCGGUCUUCAGAAGUUAACCAUUUGACGCGAGGUGGGUGGUGGACCUCCGUUGACAGACAAGCGAUGAGAGGAAGUCCCGCCUCCGGGCCCGCCUGUGAAGCGCGACUCUUCUCUUGUUUCCGCCUCUGUGCCCGGGAGGAGGCGGGGCCGGGGAAACGGCUGAGGGACGCCGUCCUUGUUGAAGCUUUAUUGUUCCUCCUCCCUCGCGCCCACCUUCGCCCGUGUCCGCCGCCGCGCGGCUCCCAAUAAAGUUGAUUGGGAGCAAAACUAUACAUAACGUGAAGAGAACAGAGACUUCCAGGGAGCUAUGGAUCUUCCAAACUACAGCCAGCAACUACUUCAACAGCUCCAUACACUCUGCAGGGAACAGCAGUUCUGUGACUGUAGCAUCUUGGUUGGGACGAUGCAUUUCCGAGCACACAAGGUUGUGCUGGCAGCAGCCAGUGUGUUGUUCAGGUCUGUGCUGGAUGGCACAGACACAGUCUCCAUUGAUGCUUCUGUCGUUGCCCCAGAUGAAUUUGCGCUCCUGCUAGAAAUGAUAUAUACAGGCAAGCUGCCUCCUGGGAAGCACAAUUUCACCAACAUCAUAUCUGUGGCAGACAGUCUGCAGAUGUUUGAUGUGGCUGUCAGUUGCAAAACCCUUCUUGGGGACCUUCUGAGCUUUCCAAGUCAAGAAGAAGUGCUGAGGGACAUUUCUGUUCAGGCAGAGGAUGCAUCUAGUAAAGGUGUUGCCACUUUGGACAGUUCUCAUGCUGCAAAACUCAGUGUCAAAGUGAUGUUGCAUCCUGAGCAGGUUUCUUCUGGCUCUGCAGACUCUGUGGACCCCACCAGAGUGCAAGGACAGAGCACAUGUCAGAAAGCUUCAGGCAAGGAAACUCGGCUUCCUGAUUCUCAUAGCCAGGAUCCCAAAGUUCUCCCUCUGUGUCCAGGUGGCCAGAGCAUUUGUGAGGAAUGGGAGAGCACCAAACUGCCAGAGGAGAAAGACCUGGUUGGAGGUACAGGAAGCUCAGAAGAGGUGAAGCCUACAGCUGCCGUGCCCCAGGAAAGUAAGGAAGAGCUUCUAACGGAUUUGACACAGCUGAGGCCCAUCCAAGGGCUCUUGGACACAUCAGAGGAUGAUGCUUUCCUCUCUGGAGCAGAAAAGCAGGCUGCCAUGGACUGCUCUGAAGGCAGCUCACCCAGGGAAACUGCAGAGAAUCUGUUCAAGGAGGAGAAGAUCCUGAGCCCAGAGGCCCUAUCCAAGUUUCUUGGGGCCCUGAAAGCUCCUUUCCCUGGCCUGGGUCUCCUAAUGGACCGUUGGGUGGCUGCAGCAGUUGGCUCUGACAGCACAGUUGGCUCUAGUGACAGCAUUGCCACAGAAAUACUACUGAGGCAUCGCAAGCUGAUUUCCCAGGCCCUCCAGCAGGGAGCUGGUCUAGAGGAGUUGCCACCAGUAGAAGCAGACCUGGCCAAACCAGCCAAGGAGGUUCAGGAUGCUGUCCCUGGAUGCCAGUUGGUGAGCACUUGCCUGCAGGAGGUGGCCCCUGUGACCUCCUGGAGGGCAGCUCUGAGCAGUGCCCGGACCCACAAGCCGCUUCCUGCCACCCAGAUAUGCCAGCUCCUCUGCAGCAUUCAGGAGUCCUUCCCAGGCCUGCAGACAGUGAUGCAGGAACUACAGCAAGCUGGGCUCUUGACAGCUGUCGAUGGAGGGAAGGCCAGUGUCUGGAAAUGGAAGGUGAACAGCAUGUCUCAGGUUGAAGCGGUGGGCAAAGCGGAGCCCAAGGGGGGGCAAAGCCCAGAGGCCCCCAAGGGGGCCGCCUCCCCAAAGAGCUUUGCCUGCAAGGCCUGCGGGAAAAGCUUUCGCUUCUACUGCCGCCUGAAGGUGCACGAGAAGCGCUGCCGGGUGGCCCACCAGAAGCCGGCACAGUGCUCAGAGUGUGGCGAGGUGAAGGCCUCCAAGGCAGAGCUGGAGAAGCACCAGGUGGAGGCUCACGGCAAGCCAGGUGCCUCCCUGCGGAAGAAGAAGCCCAAGAAGCCCCGCCUCCCUGUGGCCUGCGACAUUUGUGGGCGGGAGUUUGCACACACAUCAGGGAUGCAGUACCACAAACUGACGGAGCACUUUGACGAGAAGCCCUUUUCCUGUGAAGAGUGUGGCGCCAAGUUUGCUGCCAACUCCACGCUCAAGAACCACCAGCGCCUGCACACGGGUGACCAGCCCUUCGCCUGCAAGCACUGCCUGAUGAGCUUUGCCCAAGCUUCGGCCCUCGCCUACCAUACCAAGAAGAAGCACGCCAAAGGGAAGAUGUACGCUUGCCAGUACUGUGCCGCCGUCUUCGCGCAGUCCAUUGAGCUUUCCCGCCACGUGCGCACCCACACAGGUGACAAACCCUACGUCUGCCGGGAAUGUGGGAAAGGCUUCCGCCAAGCCAACGGUCUCUCCAUACACCUGCACACCUUUCACAACAUUGACGACCCCUAUGACUGCCAGAAGUGCCAGAUGAGCUUCCCCACCCUGCAGGAGCACCAGAAGCACAUCCAUGCAGCCCACUCCAGGGAGUACCACCCAUGCCCAACCUGUGGGAAGGUUUUCAGUGCACCAUCCCUGUUGGAGCGCCACGUGGUCACCCACGUCGGGGGGAAACCUUUCAGCUGCCAGAUCUGCAACAAAGCUUAUCAGCAAUUGUCAGGGCUGUGGUACCACAAUCGGACUCAUCACCCGGACAUCUUUGCUGCUCAGAACCACCGGUCCUCCAAGUUCUCUUCGCUGCAGUGCAGCUCCUGCGAUAAGACCUUUUCCAGCACUGCAGCCCACAGGAGACACACCAAGGAAGAGCAUGCAGAAGUGACAUUCCAUGAGUGUGAGAAGUGCAAGAGACUCUUCCCUUCGAUCGCUUUGCUGCAGGCCCACGAGAAAAGCCAGCACUUGGGGUCUCAACCCCUCCACUGCCCACACUGCUCAGCUUCUUUCCACCUCCAGGGGGCACUGCAGCAGCACCUGGCCGCCAAACACACCAGCCCUUCAGAGCCUUCCUUGGUCUGCACACUCUGCGAGGAGGUCUUCCCUGGACAAGAGCAGCUGGAGCAGCACUCUGGUGCUGAGCACCCAAAGGUGGUGGUUGCCAGUUCACAAGUUCCGAUGGCCCAGGUAGUGCAGGUGCUUCAGACACCUGAGCCCGUGGUCACCGUGGCAGAGCCGGAAUUCGCUGACGCUCAGGUGUUUCUGACGUUACCAGAAGUACAGGGCACCAAAGUGGAGCACAGCUGGUGACGGUGAAUUCGGAAGACUUGCUGGAUGAAAAAAGUCACCGCGAUGCGAUAGCCUGCGCCAACCUGUGU